Messenger RNA from Metopolophium dirhodum (rose-grain aphid), 1536 nucleotides. RefSeq lists its product as uncharacterized. Lineage: Eukaryota; Metazoa; Arthropoda; Insecta; Hemiptera; Aphididae. The record is from RefSeq and is a predicted model, not a curated record. The annotation marks the transcript as partial. The transcript is spliced from 6 exons.
AAUGAUUGUGAAGAUGUAAAAAGUAUAAAUGGAAUAUUUUCUUGGAAAUUAAUAGAAGGAAACCAUGUACCCUAUAUCAUAAGAGUAAUUAACGGUGAACAUUUAAAGUUUGUAUCCGUACAGAUGGCUACAACUCUGCUACGCAGCAAUAAUUUACAUGCAGAUAUUUAUACAUAUGCAUCAGUAAGAAGUCAUUUAAUCACUGAUUCUGAAGCUAACUUAUUAAAUGAGAUUAACCGAAAACAUGCUGACAGUAAAUUCGGGAAAGGAAUGUUUUUAGCAGGAAAAGAUCGUAUCGUCCGUUUAGAAGAUGUUAAUGAAUAUUAUACCUUCAUAAAAAUAUGUUAUAAACAAUUACUGGGCAAAUCUACUUCAAGUCGGAAAGAAAAAUGCGGUUUCAUACGUAUUAACUCUGAUCGUUAUGUGCCAUAUUGUGUUAAAGAUAACAGAAUAUAUGUUCCGCUAUUCUGCUUUGAAGGCGAAAUCGUAGUAGGAAACCUAAGACAUGAUGUUAUAGAAAUAGAAAAUUGGGACUUGGCCUAUCUCAAGUUCUGUUGUAAAGUCCAGGGUAUCAGAGAUUAUUUGUUUGCUAGUGACUCUUGUACAGUGACCACUCUUGACAAUAUCAAAAAUAAUUUUCCAAGAGAAACGAUUUUUGAGGAUUAUUGGCCAAGCAAUAGGCAUAAUUCACAUCUUCUAGUUGAUCAAGAUAACUCUUCUACCCAUACCUGGAUCAGAGCACCCCCUGAAAUAGAACUGGCUGAAAACACUAUUCCCCACACUUUAACGGCACCAGGACCAGCCAUACCACAGACUAUGUCAGUAAUGAACACCUAUCAAAUUGGAUGGCGAGCAAACCAAAUGGGUUCAACAAUGUCUCAAUGCAGCAGUUUGAUAAAUAAUACAAGUAAUAUUGUACCAUCACUGCCUUUAGUUAGUGCAAGUAAUACAGCACCUGUAAUUGGUAAUACUAUCUCAUACUCCAACAUUGAACCUCCAACGCUACAACAGCUCAACGCAUUGAGCAAUGAUGGUCCAACUGAAAUUGUUCCGGCCACAGAGAUCAUUGACCUAACAUCUCCACUGUCCAUCCCUGUUCCACCAACUGUGCAGGAGAAUUCUCUUCCUUUUGAACGGGAAUUGACAAGAAUACCGCGACGGAUGAGGGCCCGUGCCAAAUCUCGUCAUCCAUACAAGAUUCAAUGCACAACACUUCAAGGGAGAUUGAUAUACUGCAUAAACGCAAAAGCGUUUGUGUUGUAUUCAAAUUGGAUGGUGACAAUAGACGAUCUAGUCCAGACGGCGUUACCAACGUGUACAGUGGAGAAAUGCGCUCAACUCUUAGACAAAGUCUUAAAAACGAAAAUAUUCUAUGGAAAUCCUAAGCAGUUAGCCGUGUUGAAGAAAAAUGGACUCAUCAGGUCGAUGGUCCCGGGAGAAACACCGAUGGUUAUGCUACAUGAUAUCAAGAAGGUUUUGCUAAAGUUACAGACAUUGGAAUGUUAUGGUUUCACUACAUCGACAACGAGAUUCUAA